Molecule: messenger RNA, 425 nt
Organism: Drosophila miranda
Lineage: Eukaryota; Metazoa; Arthropoda; Insecta; Diptera; Drosophilidae
Exons: 2
Coding region: 102-371 (89 amino acids)
Molecular function (GO): chitin binding
Source: RefSeq, a predicted model, not a curated record
CGAUAACUGUUCCAGAAUGAGACCACUCCGGACUAUAUAAGACAGCGUAACAUCAUUGGGGAAGAACAUACAGAAGAGAAGCAUUUGUCUGUUAUACCAAAAUGAAAUCCGCUCUAGUUUUCCUGUGCCUGGCCCUGUUUGUGGGAGUGUCCUACGCCGCAUCUAUCUGCAAUCCCGAUGGCGAUGGCAAACCCGACUGCACUGGUCGUGCUGGACUUGUUACAAGAGACUUCUGGGAUCCCACCCACUACUGGGUCUGCGACAGCUCUGGCAACGCCGUGCUCGAGGAAUGCCAGCAGCAAGGAUUCGAUCCCAAGACUGGGGGUUGCGUCGACUGGGCCGUGUGGCAAUGGUAUGCCCCAUGCCCCUAAGCACUAUUGACAAAUAAAAGCUGAUGGAAUAUAAAGUAUACAUAUAUUACGAAA